UUGUCAUUGUCAGUCAGAGCAGAGGUUCAUUUAGUUGUCAGUCUUUUAUGUCUGCGUUUUUAGGUUCAGUUUUUCAGUUUUGACUAAGCAAUCAAAAUAUUAUCAUUAAGGAUAAAGAAAUUCGUGAUUGAUACAAGUAAUUUAAAAACACACUUGCAAUGGGAAAGAAAAAACAAAACGAUGGUUCUUUAGGUAGAUCUCUAAUUAGGGAUAGGUUUGGCUCAAGACAUAAAAAUCACAAUUCAUCAAUGUUGCACACUUCAGAGCUCAAUGACGGAUAUGACUGGGGCCGGCUAAAUCUGCAGUCUGUGACGGAGGAAAGUUCUUUUCAAGAGUUUCUAUCAACAGCUGAAUUGGCAGGCACAGAGUUUCAGGCAGAAAAACUGAAUAUUAAGUUUGUAAAUCCAGCUGUUGGGAUUGGACUGCUUUCUGUUGACGAGAAGAAGAAAGUGGAAAAGAAACAUUCAGAUUUAAAGAACAUGUUGAAAAUUCCUCGAAGGCCCAAGUGGGACUCAAAUAUGACCCCAGAAGAACUUCAGACCAAUGAGAAGACAGAGUUUCUUGAAUGGAGGCGUAGACUAGCAACUCUGCAAGAAACGGAAGACUUGUUGCUCACUCCAUAUGAGAAAAACCUGGACUUUUGGCGUCAGCUCUGGAGGGUUGUUGAAAGAAGUGAUGUAGUGGCUCAAAUCCUUGACGCUCGUAAUCCGCUUCUCUUUCAAUGUGAAGAUCUUGAGCGUUAUGUGAAGGAAGUUGACCCGAGAAAGUUAAACCUGUUGAUCCUAAACAAAGCUGACUUCCUGACGCGAGCCCAGCGGCGUGCCUGGGCGAGACAUUUCGACAACUGUCAGACAAGAGUUGCGUUCUUCUCGGCUACUUUGGCAGCCGAAGACACUAUCCCGGAACAACCUGAGAGUGAAAGUGAGGAUGAGUUUGAUGAACCAGUGAAUGAGAACGACAGCGAAUAUGAAACGGCUGAUGAGGAAGAAAUAAUUGGAGAAGAUGAAAGUUCAGUGUAUGAAGGUAAGAACUCUUCGAAGCUGCUCGGUAGAGACGAGUUGAUAGCGAUGUUCAAACAGCUGUUGCCACAAGAUGCUCCUCGUGUAAUGGAACACGUCACCACGAUCGGUCUGGUCGGAUACCCCAACGUUGGGAAGAGUUCCACCAUCAACUCCAUUUUGCAAAACAAGAAGGUGUCUGUGUCCGCUACGCCUGGCAAGACGAAACACUUUCAGACGCUGUAUGUGGAUGCAGAGCUUAUGCUGUGUGACUGCCCAGGACUGGUGAUGCCUAGUUUCGUCACAACAAAAGCCGAGAUGGUGCUCAGUGGGAUAUUACCUGUCGACCAAAUGAAGGACCACGUACCACCAGUCAACAUGUUGUGCUCACUCAUACCCAGGCAUGUGCUAGAGGGACACUACAGUCUCAUGAUACCCAAACCUCUGGAGGGGGAGGAUGAGGAUCGGCCACCUUCUGCGGAGGAGUUACUCAACGCUUACGGCUAUUCACGAGGUUUUAUGACACAGAACGGCCAGCCAGACAAUCCCCGGAGUGCUCGCUACGUUCUGAAAGACUUUCUCAACGGCCGGUUGUUGUACUGCCAAGCGCCUCCGGGUACGGAUCAGCUGAAGUAUCACACGUUUGCUGCGGCUAAGAAGAAACACAUCGCCCCUCUCACACAGGCCGCCCAUAGAGCCAUCAGAGUAAAUAAAGUGUCUGGAGAGGACCUUGACAAGGCAUUCUUCAAACAAGCGUCUUUGGGAGCUCACACCAAGGGCAUCAGCAAAGUGGGGAACAGUUCUGGUUCAAGCGUCUCUGGUUCCACAAUGUCUCUUGCUUCAGCCGAGGACAAACCUUGGAAAAACCACAAAGAGAAACGCAACAAGAGAGAGAAGUUGAGGAGAGUUUAUAGGCAUCUAGAUGUGUGAAUUAACUUUUACGUCUUUGUAUAUAUGAUGUGUAUUUUUUACUGUAAAAAUAAAAAAUAUAUUCUUAGCGUA
Macrosteles quadrilineatus (aster leafhopper) is the source of this 2000-nucleotide messenger RNA. RefSeq names its product large subunit GTPase 1 homolog (gene Ns3). NCBI's taxonomy places the organism in Eukaryota, Metazoa, Arthropoda, Insecta, Hemiptera, Cicadellidae. Gene Ontology annotation, molecular function: GTPase activity; GTP binding. The transcript is spliced from 12 exons. Gene Ontology annotation, biological process: ribosomal subunit export from nucleus. The record is from RefSeq and is a predicted model, not a curated record. Gene Ontology annotation, cellular component: cytosol. Bases 159 to 1928 code for a protein of 589 amino acids.